ACAAGAAGAGAAUGGAAGAGAAAACAGAGAAUGUGAGAGACUGAGAGCUGUGACUGAGAGUCUGAGAGAGAGAAUGUAGAAAGAAACAGUUGAAAUUGUUGUGGAUGUGUGAUUCAGUGUAAUCCUAUUUUUUGAAUAAAAAAAUAGCCGCCAAUUAAUAAGAUUAAGAAUGGCAGAUAAUGAAGACCUUGGUCUAGGAGCUGACGAGGGAAUCGACACAAUUGAAAAUGGUCAGGACGGAGAGGGCGUUGACAAUGGCGAAACGGGGGGUGGUGCAGCGGGGGGCAAUGGUGGCGGACCACCAGAUCCUGAGCUAGAGGCAAUACAAGCAAGACUAAGAGAAAUGGAAGAGGAAGCUGAAAAACUAAAACAACUCCAGUCUGAAGUCGACAAACAAAUGAAUCUUGGAAGUCCACCUACUAUCACUAGCCCAUUGAAUCUAUCUAUAGAAGACAAAAUCGAAGUGGACAAUCGUUCGAUAUACGUAGGAAAUGUCGACUAUGGAGCAACAGCCGAGGAAUUAGAACAGCAUUUCCAUGGAAUCGGCGCAAUCAAUAGGGUAACGAUUCUAUGCAAUAAGUUUGAUGGACAUCCCAAAGGAUUCGCCUAUAUUGAGUUCGCUGAUAGAGAUUCUGUCCAGACAGCAAUGACCAUGGAUGAAUCGUUAUUCAGAGGAAGACAAAUAAAGGUGAAUCCGAAAAGAACAAAUCAGCCAGGUAUGAGCACCACAAACAGAGGCUACCCUCGAGCAACGAGAUUCCGAGCCCGUGUAACUAGAGGAUAUCACUUCGGCUAUCGCCCCGUCAGGAGACCAAGGAGCUAUCGCAGAGCCUACUACAGUGCUGCACCAUAUUGAGUGACUAAACAAUAGUGUGCUCAUUCUGCUUGUGACAGUUGUAGACUAAGAAACAAAAUCGCAAGAUAUUGACGGUCGUUUAGUGUACCUAAUGCAGACUGGUAACUAAAUUUUAACUGGUACGGUAAUUUAUAGAAUUGGAUUGUAAGUAAUUUUACUCUUGGAAUAUCAUUGAAUGGAAUUGUAAUGACUUAUAAGUUAAUUUUAGUUCACUCGUCUGUUUUAUUCUCGAUCACUGAUUUUUCUCAUAAUAUUAUUUCAUUUCAUGAGCGAUUUGAGUGUUGCAUUGUAAUCAAGUAUUCAAGUAAAUGAUUGUGGAUGAGAUGAGUACUUAUUUGAGUCAAAUGAAUGAUAGGGCUAAGCAAUAUUAUAGGUUAUACUUGUGGUGAUAGUGUAGUUUUGGAAAUGUAACUAAGUUGAUAGAUUGGUUUUGAAUAUUAGAGCACAGUAAUGGAAGAUUAGAAUAAGCACCUAUUCGUAAGGCCAUUCACGUUAAUAUAAAUCGAAGAGGUCUAACUGUACAGCUGUGCAGGUAUUCUGUAAAUUUGAUAUAUUUAUUUAUUCGUAGACAAUAGAUACAAGCCAGAUAAAAACAACAGGCAUUCGCCCAAAACUGAUUUUAACAUUGUAUAAUGAAAAGAGCUUUCAUAUGCUACGGUAAACAAACCGAGUAAAGGAAUCUAUAAAUAGCAAGCCUUCCAGAUCACGAUGGGUUUGUUAGUAGCUCACCAGAAAUACUAAUGCUAGCAACGCCAAAUUAGUAGUUUACAGAAAAACGGUAUACCUGCACAGGUAUGAAGGUUGAGACUACACGCAUUAGUUAAUUUGUUCGUGUUGGACAAACCUCUUCGGUUAUCAUAACGUGAAUGACAGAUCUAAAUUGUCUAAAAAAUAAGUUUCUUUUUAUGGAAAACGAUUAUUCUCAGAAAUAUACAGGUUUGGGCAAUGAAGUAUGGAGGAUUUGGAAUAACUGUUACAUACUUAUUUUUGAAUAAAACUAUAUUUUUCCCAUGUGUACCUUGGAUGGUGGGAGAAUUGAAUGCUGAGUAAGAUUUCAUCUUGGUCUGAUAUAAUUUGUAACUUACAUUGAAUUGUGGGGAGCGGCUAAUUUCAAAAUGUAGUAUUAAAGAUCAAUCUCAGUUAACAAUACGGUAACGCUUUUUAAAUUAUGCACAAAGUAUUAGGCAUGUUAAAAAAAAUUCUCAAAUAAAAAUUACAUCAUUUUUGUUUUACCAAUAUAAAAGUAUCAAUUAUUAACAUACAAUAAAUAUUAUCUUGAUUUAAUGAAUCAGCAUGGAAAUAGUCAGUACCUUAAAAAAUAAAUGUUCACCUCCAAGUGACACAUACUCGCGACCGCUCCAUUCUUGUGUCCUUUCUUUCUUCUUGACAGCACAGCUCUGAGCGACAAUUUCGCCACCACACUUGAUAUCGUUCUCUUUGGGUCGGUCGGGGAUGAGAAAUUGUGUUUCGGCCGGAUAGGACGACUUUAGAUGCGGCGGGCAGAAUGAGUUGCGCAUCAUGAGGAUGCUCAUUCUGUCGUCCUCGGCAUUCAAGUUGUAGCGGCGGCCUUCCUUCAGCUCGGCCAGGUUCCGGUUGUCGAAUACCUCGCCCGUCUCGUGCUCACUUGGCAACACUCGGCCCAUGCCCGAUGGCAGGAGAAUUCGACGUCUAGGAUUGCCACUCGCAGACUCAACUUGGAGAUCCAUUAGAAAUGUCUGAGUAUCAGUGUCCCUCUCUUUCGAUUCUAGUGGAAACGCAUCAACUGAGUGACUCCUCCUUCUUGGCUUUUAGCAGACGAUGUAUGUGUGACUACGUUAUGUGUUGCAUCAUAGCUCGAUCGCACCUCAUCAUACAGCUUCUUCAUUCUCUGGUAUUUGUUUUGCAUACGGAGCAGUUGAUCACUUGUCUCCCACAGCUGAGAACUCAAUUCGGCAAUGUGCGUUUCGUCUUUCGAGAUCUUUUCUUUGUAUUGACGCAGUUUGGACUCUAAUUCUUUGGCUUUAUUAUUGACAUCUUCGCGCCAUAACCCUUUCAUCUUUUCUUUUAAAGCAGCCAGAGGUUGUUUAUAUUCAUUCCGGAUUGCUUCUGUGUCUGUAUUCUUGGUUUUUUAUUCCAACUCUUUCCUCAAUCGGUCAAUUUCUUCCUUUUGAAUAGUGUUUGAUUCUUU
Nilaparvata lugens (brown planthopper) is the source of this 3023-nucleotide messenger RNA. RefSeq names its product polyadenylate-binding protein 2 (gene Pabp2). NCBI's taxonomy places the organism in Eukaryota, Metazoa, Arthropoda, Insecta, Hemiptera, Delphacidae. Bases 170 to 856 code for a protein of 228 amino acids. The transcript is spliced from 7 exons. The record is from RefSeq and is a predicted model, not a curated record. Gene Ontology annotation, molecular function: RNA binding.